Pieris macdunnoughi is the source of this 573-nucleotide messenger RNA. The record is from the annotation of a GenBank genome assembly. Lineage: Eukaryota; Metazoa; Arthropoda; Insecta; Lepidoptera; Pieridae.
AUGUCACAUGAAUAUUUAUUUAAAUAUUUUAUAUUGAUUGUUGUUUUUAUCGAUAUUAAAUUUGCUCUUGCUGAUGAUGAUGAUGAUCGGUGUGUGAUAAGCUUCAGUGAUCUGGUGGAAGAGUGCGACGGCUUCGACAAUCAGUUUGCAAAAUUGAAUUCCAUGUCCUUAGGAUAUGUUCACAAUAAUGGAAGUGGAGUCAGCCUAUCUGGCACAAUAAGUUUGUCCGACGAAAUUGAUGACGGAUAUCAGUUAGAGUUACAAAUAGCAAAAGUAUCUGGUUCAUCGUGUAAUGAUAUUAUGUGGAUAGCAGCGAGUAACAUAUGCGCUAGUUUGAAAGAGGAAGACAUGCCAUGGUACGAACUAGUAAAGAAUUUGAACAUAGAAGAAUGUCCAAUUGUUAAGGCUGACUACGUGAUGGACAACCUACUAAUAGAAGACGGCUCGGCAUCGGACUUCUGUACUCCCGAAAUGGUUGGAGAAUAUUGUAUACAGCUAUCGAUCACAAACAGUAGGAACCAGGAAGUAGUGUGUUACACUUCAUACAUCAGUGUAGAGGGCGGCGACAAAUAA